This is a messenger RNA of Alosa alosa (allis shad), 2689 nucleotides long. Its product is annotated as astrocytic phosphoprotein PEA-15. Gene Ontology annotation, molecular function: protein binding. The coding region runs from base 322 to 714 and encodes 130 amino acids. The record is from RefSeq and is a predicted model, not a curated record. The transcript is spliced from 4 exons. Gene Ontology annotation, biological process: regulation of apoptotic process; MAPK cascade. Lineage: Eukaryota; Metazoa; Chordata; Actinopteri; Clupeiformes; Clupeidae.
GCACGAUCGACGCGAGCACAGCAACUUCCCAGGACCAAAACCGCUCUCAAACAUCUUGCCUGCCCUCUUCACGCGCAGCCGUUUACAAUUUGUUCAUUUGAGAUAUCCAAAAAUACACACUGUCUACGGCGACGCUGUAUUUUGUGCUAAAUUAAGUGAUAUUAGCAAGGUUUGGAUUAUUAUACAGGGUUGUUUAAAGCCUUCAUAACCAGUUAUAGAAAAUAACUGGACCACGAUAACGGGAGAGCUGCCUCCAUCACCGCUUAGAACACGCGAGCAUCACAACGACCGACGGCUGACUCAUUAUCUUCGUUCGAAACCAUGUCAGAGUACAGUUCCCUGCUGAGCGAUCUCUCUGAGAACAUCACCAAUGAGGACCUGGAGCAGUUGAAGUCCGCGUGCAAAGAGGACAUCCCAGAGGAGCAGAGCAACACCAUCACCUCCUCCAAAGAAUGGUUUAGCUACCUGGAGAAGAAUGACAAACUGGCACAGGAUAACCUGUCCUACAUAGAGCACAUCUUUGAGAUCUCCCGGCGACCAGACCUUUUGACCCGUGUCAUCGAGUACCGCACGACUGUCCUCAAGAUCUCUGAGGAUGACGAGAUCGACACCAAACUCACACGCAUCCCUUCUGCCAAGAAAUACAAGGAUAUCAUCCGCCAGCCGUCUGAGGAUGAGAUCAUCAAGCUGGCCCCUCCCCCAAAGAAAGCAUGAGGUCAAAGGCCAUGACCUUUGAACUUCACCCUUGGCACGCCACUUCACCCAAUCAUCUAUAGCCCCCACCCCCACACCUUUCAUCUGAUUCAUCUGACCAUGCCAUGUCCAUCUUACAGACCCCCCUCCCCCCACAACAGCCACAACAAACAAGCAGCAGUCAACCAAUCAGUUUGCCACAACAGCCACAACAAACAAGCAGCAGUCAACCAAUCAGUUUGCCACAACAGCCACAACAAACAAGCAGCAGUCAACCAAUCAGUUUGCCACAACGCUUUAUUACAUUACUCAUCUUUUCCCUUGAUGUGGAAGAAAGAAAUGAAGUGCACGCACAUAGGAGAAAGAGAGAUGAAGGGAGGGAGAGACAGAAAGAAAGAGAGGAACCACAGCCCAAAGCCAAGGUUGUGUGGAUGCAACUUGACAUUCAUCGAUAAGAAAAGUAUUUGUGAAUGAGUGUGCAUGUAUAGCCGUGUGUGUGUGUGUGUGUGUGUGUGUGUGUGUGUGUGUGUGUGUGUGUGUGUGUGUGUGUGUGUGUGUGUGUCUGUGUGUGUGUGGCCACAGCAGUUUUGAUGAGAACAGCACAGACAUCCACAGCUUCCAUGUCACAGGACACGUGGACACACCUCUGCUGAAAAACGUUAAGGAGAUGUCAGAUCGACAACACAGCAAAGCAUGCUGGGAGGUCAAGCUGCUACGUUGCAGGCUGCUUCAAUGGUUUAGUUAAACACAGAGCAUCGGCCAUCCUCUGCUGGCACCUCAUUCCCCUGUGUCUCCAACACAUUACCCAGUAUCAGAUGCUGGAAUUUAUAAAAGCCAACAACCGAAUGUGAGAAGAUAAAACUAGAAAUGCGAAGAAGAAAACUAAACAGAGGGUUCUAUAUGACAGCAGAAACGCCUAUAUUUGCCUUUUGCUUUGAAUUUGCUUAAGGCACUGAACAGCUUUUCUUUUGCAUCUAUUGUGUUGUUUCUCUAUCCUUUUACUAUUAUUUGUAUUGUUGUUAUUUUUCGUAAUUAUUGUUUAAAUUGUAUUAUUUUCUUUUUUUCAUACACUAUGAUAUCCAGAAAAUUGUAAUUUUAUGAUGUUAUUGGUAAUAAUGAAUAUUCACUUGUGACAUCCCCCUUUUGUUUGAAAAUUAAGAGGACCAGUGGCCAUAAUGGAAAGUCAAGGGAAGCAUUCAUGAUCCCACCAUAAACAAAUCCCUCUACUCCCAUAAACUACAUCUCCCAUAAUGCUCCUCACACAUUGCAGAUGCUCUCUGCUCUCUGAUCUCAGCGAGAAAAAAAAGUAGUUUCCUCAGAAAAAAAAAAAAAAAAAAAAAAAAAAAAAAAAAACAAUGAAAAGUGACCAAAUGUCGGCAAAUAUCAUUCAAUUCUCAGUGGCUUAGUCCAUUCCUUUGUUUCGCUGAAGGACCACUUUGUUUUUAUUUUUUAUUUUUUGAAAUUCUAUGGUGCCCCCACAGACUUGGCACAAGAUCAUGUAUGAAAAUAAUAAUUCCUAGAAAAAUAUUAGGAGGCUUCAGGUGAAUGCAAAUGAUAUAACAUAAUCAUUUAAAAGUUUGGAAGCAUUAAAAGUAACUUAUUCUUUAUAAUACAUACUGUAGAUGAAUGUUCACAUGACAGAUGCAUUAUACAAAAUAACAUUAUAUUACUGUAAAAAAACAAGUGAAGUAAUUGCAAAUAUAUCCUGCAGAGAUAUACAGUAUCUUGGAUAGUGUAAGGUAUGCCCAAUGACUGCAUGAUAAAUAGAUGAACUAGAGAAGGCCUGCAAGUGUACCCAAUACAACAGGCCACCAUACAUUCAUGCAUAAAAGCCACAGUAAGACUGUUGAUAGAAGACAAAAUUUACACUGUGUUUUAUAUCCCAGCCUAAAGAGACUGUUGCUUUUGCCAUGCUAAUCUGUGUGUAUGUGUGUGUGUGUGUGUGUGUGUGUGUGUGUGUGUGUGUGUGUGUGUGUGAGAGAGAGAGAGAGAGAGA